Molecule: messenger RNA, 1212 nt
Organism: Clonostachys byssicola
Lineage: Eukaryota; Fungi; Ascomycota; Sordariomycetes; Hypocreales; Bionectriaceae
Source: the annotation of a GenBank genome assembly
AUGGACGAUGCCAACUUGGAAAGCCUGGAAGUCGAGUUUCGCUCACUCCUGUCCAACGAGGUGGCAAGAAUGAAGUCAAUGGGCUUGGAAAGCCGGCCAAAGGAUGAAACAGACAAGACGCGCCUGAGACUUUACAACACCUACCGACACGCGCAGCGGCUUCUCAUUGGGCUUGAUUCGAAUCAAAUUCCUCAAGGUGUCGAUAACCCUGCAGUUGCCAAUACUGUUGAAGAGAAACCCGAUUGCCCAAGUGCACGAGCCAUCCGAGCCUUGCGACGAAGCGCAGCAGCAGAGCAUCGAGAGAACCUUCAAAAGAAUACUUUCACCACGAAAAAGUCGAAAAAAAGAAAAAGGACCAACGGAGAUGACGACGCCUCCGCCUCCAGGAAUGGCAGCCGUAAAAAGCAGAAGAAAAAGGUGGCUAAACAGCAGAGCAAUGACGUGGUUGCCCGGCCUUCCCCGAUCGGAAAGAAAGAUGGCCGCGUUUCUGUCUUGGAGGAAAGUAUUUGCACACUUUGGGGCAUCAAGUUUAGCGAUAUCAUCCCAGAAAGACGGUCCGUGGUACAAAGAGUGUUCAGCCCGCAGCACAUCUUUAACUUCCCUCUUGUCCUCUACGACAUCCAAAGCGAGACGCCUGAGGAUCUCGGCAAAACCUUUCAGGCAGGCCAAGACUGGCGCUCUCAGGCAGAACUCUUUUGUCAUGUGAUUAAGUCACACGGCAUUCACCGUAAAGCAGACUUCAACGUAUUUUAUGCUCGGAUGGGCAAGCUCUAUCUUUACCGUCUCUUAAAGGUGGGGGGUCACAUUCCUUCAGUUCCUGAUGUCGCCUCUAAGUCGCCCUAUCCUUCAAAGACCAUCCUGAGCUUCCUGAAGCAAGGAAGGAGGCUGAACAUGAUGUGUGGCGGCCACGUCGGCCUCAUCUUUCUGCUACCUCUACUCCAAGAUGACGGAGGCAUUUCGGUACCACACAUCCCGAUUUUUAAGGAGCAUGAAUUGCAAUUUCUCAAUGAUCUGGUUCGCAAGGCUCGUACUGUCCGCACCCUGUGUUCUUUGGGUCUUAACUUGAUCAAGGCUGCCCGGAGCGGAGAACAGCCCCCGCCACAGGAAUUGAGCGACCUUUCGCUUCAGCUCAUGGAUACCGAUUGCCUGGACGUGGAGAAGAUCCUGAAUCUUCUCCAGCCAUGGGCUUCGAGGCCAUGCAAGUGUUCCUGA